AUGGCUGAAUUUGACGUGUCUGACUUGGAUGUAUUGUAUCCUAGCUUCGCAGACUUCAGCUUGCCGAACUUCGACUUGCCAAACUUCGGCAUACUUGCCGAUGAGCAUGCGCUGGACGCUUUCCAAUGGCCUGCCGAAGAGAACCUCAUGGCCGACUUCAUGUCCUCGGCGGCACCUCCUAUGGGCGAGGAGUCGCCAUUUCAGGCUGAUCUCGACAUUAUCGAUAAUAUUAUGGUGCCUUCCGCUGAAAAGCAGUGGAUAUUUGACGUCCUUCUGAACGACGUCGUCCCUUACCGCUAUCACGACCAUCUCAGGCUCUUCCCUGAUAUCGAGUUCUAUAGAACUCUUCUGUAUAAUCGAUGUAAUCGCGAUGAGAUUUGGGGCCUUGUUCAACGGUUUCAUGAAUGGAUCUCGAGUGUCGCAGCGUCCUCACCAGCCGAAGCGGAUGAGGCAAUUGCGGCCUUGGAACAUCGUGCGGCAUUUUACGGCUGGUCGGGAACGCAAGAGAUACCCUCGUAUUUUGCUACUGACACUGAAAAAAUUCGUCCUCAGCAGCAACAGAGACAGGUUGCUCCUGAAUCUAUCCCUUCAAUGUGCCCGUCAACCGCCCCACCGGUACAACAACGCGAAAAGGCUAGGUCUCAGUCACUGUCAUUGUAUGAACACGAGCAUCCGCUACUGCAGGCGGAAUUGUUUGUCAUGCCGACAUUCGAGUUCAAAGGUCUUAUCCAGAGUAUGGACCACUUCACCGAGGUAGACGAUGCCUAUGAGAGGCACGUGAAGCGUGCAGCUGGCGCAGUCCCUGAAGACGAUCCGUCUUGGCCGGCUUCUUCGGGCAAACAGCGCCAAUAUGUUCAGCAGCUCUUUGAAAGUAUCACCGACCUAAGUGAUUUCUUUGAGCUGCGAAAAGCUCGUGAGCGCCUCGGCAACAUUGCCAAUGCUCAGAAGAACCCGGCGACACUUGAAGACGAAGGAAAUCCGAGGAAGCGUCGAAGAAGCCACAGCAGUCAAAAUGUCGAUAUCGUUCCGACCAGACCCAAGGGAAUGAGCAAGACAGACUGGGCUUUGGUGGAUGCUGAGAGUUCUCCUACAGAUCUCUUGGAAGCCGUCAUUCAUCACCGGAUCUCUGGCGUUGAGGUUGAGCUUCUAUGCUGGAGGCUUCUGCGUUCUGCAAUGGAACAGCAGCAGGGCUUUACAAUGCGCCCUCUCUGGUCCGGUACGAGAACCGUGUCUACGUGGGAACACUUCGAUACUUUUUCUGCCCGGUGGACCUCAAUCUGCAGCAAUCUCCAGGAUUGCAAAAUGAUCCUCCACUCUCUUACGCGUGCGGACUGGUUCUGCAAGUACGCUGGUGCGCCGUCCAAAGAAAGAGGGGCAAAACUAAGCAAUGACCUCUUAAAUGGUCGAAGAGACAUCCAAAACCAGGUCGGCCGAGAAGUAAUUAAAGAAAAGACUUCUACGCAAGACUGGAUCACAACAGAUGAUUUCGAGAUCAGGGACAAGGCUGGAGACCUUGUCUUGAAGGGAGGUCACCUUGGCGACAAAAAGCGCCGCCAGCUCGCUAUGAGAAACAGUGAGGGGGACUUUUGA
Colletotrichum abscissum is the source of this 1590-nucleotide messenger RNA. RefSeq lists its product as uncharacterized. The coding region runs from base 1 to 1590 and encodes 529 amino acids. NCBI's taxonomy places the organism in Eukaryota, Fungi, Ascomycota, Sordariomycetes, Glomerellales, Glomerellaceae. The record is from RefSeq and is a predicted model, not a curated record. The transcript has 5 exons.